UUAUCGUUUAGUACCUACUUACUACUUCAUUGAGCAGACCCAACUGCGCUAAGCCACUUCCAGACCGAGUAUCUCAGUAAUAUUGUUAUCUUGUCCAAAUGUUUGUGCUGCGCAUGAGUCGGAAACGUGUAUCGGUAACUUAUUGUCCGAGUAUUGAGUAAACUACCUCCUUCUUGUUUUCUUAACGCUUAUUACUAAGUAAUUAAUUUAAGUUCUCAUAAUAAGUAAAUUGUAAAAUUCUUAAUGGGAAUAAAUGAUCUUUAAACCUAAACCUAAAGAUGACCAGCCCCCAAAAGAUGAACAUUUGGUCUUAAAAUCGAUAUAAUUAAAUCGUGAAAUAUUUUACGCACCUGAGGGUAUUUUUUCCUAACGCGGCAAUACUUUGCCGAGGCUGACAUUUAAACUCCCAGACAAUUGUGAUGUGCGUGUGGCUGAGAGCGGUCGUCAAAUGCGCGGUCCACACCAAAAUCGCCAUUUGUAUGGAGAUCUUAAUAAGAUUAGCGCUUCAAAGUAUAAGCUUAUAAUUGCGUAUAAAUUGAAUUAUGACAUUUACUUACAUGAUUUUACACAGAAAAGAUUCUAGACUAAUUCUUCUAACGUUUUCUUUAUAAAGCAUUGCAUAUUUUAUCUUAUUUUAUUAAAAAUUUAAAAUAUUGUAUGCUUAAGCCAUAGAUGACCGGCGGUCAACUUUUGGGCAAGGGCUUAUUUUUUCAAAUCCUUGUAGAAAAUCUAAUAGAAAAGGUUGAUGCAUAAUUUUUGUUUUAAAUUGAUAGCUGACUAGGCCUUGAUUUUGUGACCGAAAUAUGAACAAAGCUUUCUUUUAUUUAACCCAGUUAUUUCAAGGGUUAUUUUAGUAUGGGCUGUUCAACUAAAAAUCUUAUCCCUAAAAGAUGAACUAUGAUAAUUUACUAGUUCAUCUUUUGGGCUCAAUUCCAAUACGUGAAUUUCGCAUUAAUUUUGAUAGUUUAUUUCUUCAAUACCGUGUCCAAAACUUGAACCAAGUAAUCGGUAGCUUAAUUAAUUUUUUAUAUUAUUUACAAAUACAAAUUUAAAAAGAGUAGAAAAUCGUUUUAAUUUAUUUCAGGAUCAUAUUUUCUUCUUGGAGCAAAAUUCCACCUAGGGCAUUUUAUUUCUAAGGAACAAAGUUGCUUAUUUCGUAAAUUUAAAAUAUAGUGAUAAAAUAUUAAUUGAGCUCGAAUGAGCAAGAGCCUAUGGUAAGUGGCUAAAUAUCCGUCAGGCAUGAGACCUUUUUUCCUGUGGCAUAAAUAGUCCUCUCUCUGGCACAAAAAAUUUAAACAGAUUUUAUAGACCAUUUUUUUCGCUACCGAUUACAAUUGCUCAGGUGGUCAGAAUUUAACAAAAGGGGCAAAGUUACACUCUAUCUAUACUAGUUUAUCUAUUGGCAUCAUGUCGUUCAAUAUUAGGGUACUUGAUUUUGGUUUUAUACUGGUUCAUCUUUUGGGGUCAAAACGUUCAGAGAUAGGGCACCGUGUUCAUCUUCUGGGCAUUUUGCCCUAUUUCAUCAUAUAAUAUUUUUUAUAAAUAAUACUGAAUUACAAUAUGAGCAUUUGCAAUAAUUAAUUCUAAUCUAGAUUAUGUGCUGAAUCAUAUUAAAAACUUAAUGUUGUUAAAAAUAAGUUACAACAUAUAUGUAAAAAAAAUCUAAAGUUGGGGUAGUCGCUUAACUGGUCAUCUUUUGGUGAUUUCACCCAACUUGAAAACAAAAUCAAAUAAUAGACAGCGCACUUCACUCCGUCAAUAACGCCUAGGUUCUUAACUAGCGCUACUUUGGAUAGAUUUGGAACUAUUAUAUCUGCAACAGUUCAACCAUAAGAGAUUUCACUCCUUUUAAUUCCACACUCCAUAACUCAUUUCAUCAAGAAAAUUGACAGAUACUGCGGCGGCAGAAACGCAAUCGUAUAUUUUAAGAAUUUGAAAUACAGGUGGAUUGUCAAAGAAAAUUUUGUAGCCACAGUGCACAGUAAAUUUACUGCCAUCUUACGACAAAUGAUUAAAACUUUUAGAACGCUAUUUGAAUUUUAUCCAUAUUCUUAUACUGAUAUGUGUUAGUUAAAUAUCAAAAAGUGGCGCCACUCUACCUUUAGCCGAUGUCAGGUAGCAUCGGCUAAAGGUAGAGUGGCGCCAUAGCUCGAAACGAUGCCGCCAUAUUUUUGGCCUUUGAUCUAUUUGACAUCUAUCCGAAACACGGGACUUAAUCGCGUAAACUUUAUCCCCGACGUUUCGAGAACGGCGUUGUCCCCGUGGUCCCAACGUGGUUACAACUUUUGUGUUGUUACAAUGUGGUCAAAAUUUUCGCAACAUGUAUACGUUCUGUACAAUUUGUACAAAUCUUACCUUGAGCUUGUUUUUUCCACAGUUUUAACCCUCGCGACCGAACAGCCUAAACAGGAAAAAGAAGACUGGCGGGAUUCGUCACAUUUAAGCAAUAAAUUUGAAAUAGAAAUAACAUCCUACAGCUCACCAAACGAGUCUGGACGGUAUCUGUCAAAUGCAAAAACUGUAACUUUAAUCGGAGAUCUGUUGGUUCAGUGGAACGUUGGAAUAUACAGCAAGGCUUUUGAGCCCUACAUGCAGAUUUGCGGCGGAACGCUAGUUACUACUAAGGCUGUAAUUUCAGCGGCGCACUGUUUUUGGAGAGACGGCGGCGCGCUGCCCGCCUCACAAUUCGCGGUGGUGGCCGGCAAACUUUACCGACCAUGGAACGAUAGCCAUGAUUUUAAUGCGCAGCACGCUGAAAUUUCUGCAAUCCACAUUCCCGCGCGUUUUCGCGGCGCCGCCACCAGUUUCCAAGCUGACAUAGCAGCAGUACUCUUGGCAAAGGAGUUUACAAUCACUUCCCGGGUCCACCCGCUCUGCGUCCACUUUGAUGAAGAUCUGGAGGCAGAUAUACUGCAAAGUGAUAAAAAAGGGUUGAUAGUCGGUUGGGGCCUGACAUCAGAAGACGGGCCGCCAUCACAGACGCUGCAGUAUUUGUACAUGCCAAAUGUGCCUAUCGAAGAGUGCAUCGCCGACGCAGAGCCCGGGUUCCUGAAGUAUAUUACCAGUGACAAAAUCUGUGCGGGCGUAACUACAGGCCAGUCAUUAUGCCGCGGCGACAGCGGCGGUGGUCUUGUCUUCUUCGAAAGCGAUUUCAUCUUCUUCGACACAGAUCUCGUCUUUGUCGACAGCGAGCACCCACAGCCCCUCCUGUACGGCAUAGCGUCCACUGCUCCACGCAGCGAGCACAGCUGUAAUACGCACGCCCGCGCCACACUCACGCGCGUGCUUGCACACCGCGCGUUUCUGCGUGCGCAUAUACCGGACAUAGAGAAUAAGUGCGUACGUGGGCUGUCCAGUAGAAUUCUCAAGUAAGCUCCUACUUCAGACAGGACAGUACGACGGAGUAGUGCAAGACCGCCAGUUCUUAAUUGUAACUGCAACAAUUCCACUCUACCGGCUAUACCCUAAGUUUCUUUAUACUGAUAAUGUUUUAUAUUGUAUUUAUUAUAUAAAUGUACAGUACAGUGAUGCAUCAGGAUACAUGGUGUUAAAUAUAUAAUUACCUACUUGGAAAUAGUAUAUACAUUCUACCUUUAACAUCAAAAGUUGUAAAAUUUUAAUUUCCAUCAGCCGCAUCCGGUAAGACGGAAGUUCCAUAAAGAUGGGAACGGGCCAGUGUAUCCACACAUGUACCAUCCUAAACCAACACCCGUCUCAUCUCCCACGGAAUCAAUGAUAUUCCUUCUAGCUUCUUGCCAUCGUCCCUCAGAAUGCCGGAGGGCUCCAGCAAAGUCGGCACGCUGGACCUACCAAGCGCGCAUCCCAAGAGUCUGGCACGUUCUGUCCAGUGCUACGGCUAAGGAGGUCAUCGUAUAGGUACAACUUUGGAGUCUUUGGACUGGAUGUCAUCCCAGGCCUUUUGUGAUUCAAGAUGCCAUAUAUUGACCA
Messenger RNA from Cydia pomonella (codling moth), 3948 nucleotides. Its product is annotated as modular serine protease-like. The record is from RefSeq and is a predicted model, not a curated record. Gene Ontology annotation, molecular function: serine-type endopeptidase activity. NCBI's taxonomy places the organism in Eukaryota, Metazoa, Arthropoda, Insecta, Lepidoptera, Tortricidae. Gene Ontology annotation, biological process: proteolysis. The transcript is spliced from 6 exons. The coding region runs from base 2158 to 3372 and encodes 404 amino acids.